GGUUUUUUGCUCAUUUUUAGCUUUUUAAGAAAGGAAACUGCUAAAAAUUAGUUUAGUCUUUGUUUGAACGGUCAACGAUCAAGCCAUUAAAAAUGCGUGCCUCAAUUUUGUUUUUGAUCCCGUUAUUGGGUGCCGUCUCGUGUUUGUCUAUCACGGCAAAGCUCAAGGACGGCUACGACAGCGUUUAUGUCUAUUACCAGAACGUCACGACUCACGUUGAUGGCAAGCUACAGUCCGAAGUUCUCACUCAUUUGCAUCUCUUUUUGCGUCCGGGAACUGAAAAAGAAACCGUCGUUGGUCGUUUGCAAAAUCUCUUGGUAAUCCCAGAAAACGUCACUGCCGAAGAUCUCUCGUUGAUCAAAGAAAUCGAGUCACCGUUCAAAAUUGUCUUCACUGCCGAUGGGAAACAAUCUCAAAUUUUCACGAAAAAAGACGAACACAAGCACGCCCUCAAAACCAAGGAUUCCGUCUUGAAGUUGUUGCUGCAAAAUGUCACGCAAAUCGACGAGUAUCUCUUGCGUUCGGAAAAAAGUUUGCACGACGAGGAUUGCCAGUCGUUCGUGCAUGUCGAGAAGAAGGAGAACGAAUAUGUCUUUGAAACUGAAACCAAACUUCACGAUUGUAACAACCAAACUACGUUGCAAGGAUACGUUUCGGACCAAAGUGAAUUCCGACUUUUCUAUCAUUUGGAUGCGGAAGACAAGAAAUUGAUCAAAGCCAAGAGUAUUAUCGAUUUGACUUACUUGACGUCGGUUCGGGCUCGCAUCAACACCGUGCAAGACAUGGAAUUUGUGCGUUUUGAUGGUUUGAAGGAAGAUAUUGACGAAAAUGUCUUGACUGAAGCACAUACUUCGGAGCAAAUUGACGAGUUGUGGAAGCAAUAAAUUUCUAAU
Molecule: messenger RNA, 893 nt
Organism: Culicoides brevitarsis
Lineage: Eukaryota; Metazoa; Arthropoda; Insecta; Diptera; Ceratopogonidae
Exons: 2
Coding region: 93-884 (263 amino acids)
Source: RefSeq, a predicted model, not a curated record